UCGAACAGCGUUAUUAGCGAAAAUCCAGUGAUCCACAAUACUUGCGUAAUCUUUAUCAAUUUAUACGAGCAACAUCAACAUAUAAMAUUAUUGACGGCAGCAUGUCGAUUACUGGAAAUAAUAUAUUUUUGCUGGAGGCGAUCGUGUACCGUGUGACGCUGACGGAUCAGAUCCAAGUACAAAACACGUGUCCGGUGUGUGUGUGCUUCCAGUUCCCGGGGUUGAUCGACUUGAUGGUAUGCGAAGGUGGUUUUUGCGCCGACGGUGUGGUUGGAGGUGGCAAAGUCCUGAUGGCCAACGGCAAGUCGUGUUUGUUCACGGUCGACAAAGCGGACCUUUGCCGAACUGCCCGCGAAUUUCGCGCGAUCAUCAGCGUGAAUAGACGUGUGGUCGGAGAACAGCAAAUGCGAUAUGUCGCACAGACGGAGCUCGUGUUCGACCGGAUGUUUGUCGACAUUUUACUGAACCCCUAUCAGGAUGAGAAGGUCCGAACACUGAAACGGGAUUUGCCGUUGUACGAAAAGGGUCGUCCAAAACCCGUGGGCACUGUGGAAGUCUUGGUCCGUUUGUCAUCGCAGGGGAAUUUAGUGGUGACUCAUUUCAACCGUUCGCCAAAUAGCGAUAAAUAUAAUUACAAACCAGUAAACGAAAACGUUCCUACACACGUGUCGGCGAUAAAUUGUUCCGAAAGUUUAACACUCAAACCAAAGAAAAUAUGCAAACACAAAGCUACGUGUAAGAACAAACGACCGAAGACCAAGCAAGAGCCCAGUAGCUAUUGCGCCUCGAAAAUCAAACAGGCCAACUGCAUUAUGACGAUGAUGGAAAAGUUAGCAACCUUAUACAAACAAACGAAAAUUAAAACACCGGUGUCCACUGACAAGUUGAAUCAGGACAAAAAUCAAAGUCAUAAAGGUAAACAGUGCUUGUUCAACCUGAAUUGUCCGGUUGACCGUUGUCCGUUCAGGACAGGAAAAUUGACAAAUGAUUAUGUCAGCAAUUUGAUCGAAAGCAAUUGUCCCGGGAAGGCUGUUUCGUGUAAUAAACGGUCAAGGAAACAUGAAAUCGUUGACAAUGCGGAUUUGUUUGUCGUAAACGUAGGUCGGGUGGACCCGUGCCGCGUGGUCGCGCCGUUGGUUUACAAGGACGGCUGCACUCAGUGUUUCGAAACGGAC
Molecule: messenger RNA, 1175 nt
Organism: Diuraphis noxia (Russian wheat aphid)
Lineage: Eukaryota; Metazoa; Arthropoda; Insecta; Hemiptera; Aphididae
Source: RefSeq, a predicted model, not a curated record